This is a messenger RNA of Schistocerca piceifrons (Central American locust), 1173 nucleotides long. Its product is annotated as piggyBac transposable element-derived protein 2-like. The transcript has 4 exons. The record is from RefSeq and is a predicted model, not a curated record. The coding region runs from base 1 to 1173 and encodes 390 amino acids. Lineage: Eukaryota; Metazoa; Arthropoda; Insecta; Orthoptera; Acrididae.
AUGACAGUGAAUCAGUAUGAGCAAAUACGUAAGUUUCUUCACUUCAAUGACAACAGUGCAAUGAUACCCAGGGGUGAAAAAGGUCAUGAUAGACUCUUCAAGAUAAGACCCAUAAUAGAAUUGAUGAGAUCUCGGUUUCAAACAAUACCUGUUGAGGAGUGUGUUUCUGUUGAUGAACAGAUAUUUUCAACAAAGGCUAGAAGUUAUUUGAAACAAUACAUGCCAAACAAGCCUCAUAAAUAUGGAUACAAAUUAUUUGUUAUUAGUGGCAUAUCUGGUUAUGCCUACGAUUUUGAGAUUUUCACUGGAGAUGAAAAUGAACCAGAAAAAAGAGUGACUCGGGAGGAGGACUUGGGAGCAAGUGCAAAUGUUGUAGUUCGACUCAGAAUUUACUCACUUGGGACAGUCAGAAGAAACAGAGUGCCAGACUGCAAGCUCCCUUCAGAAGCUGAGCUGAAGAAAAUGGCACGAGGUGCAUCAGUAGAGCGCGUCGCUACAGUGGAUGGUGUCGACAUAUCAAAUGUAGUGUGGAAAGAUAACAAGAGUGUGAUGUUGCUUUCCACACUUGCUGGACAGCAGCCUAUUCAUGAAGCAGGGAGGUAUGACAAAAAAACAAAGUCAAGAAUAACAAUACCUUGUCCACAAAUAAUUAAGCUCUACAAUAAACAUAUGGGAGGUGUUGACCUUCUUGACAGCAUAAUGGGUCGACAUAAAAUUCUUGUGAAAAGUCGAAAAUGGUAUAUAAGAUUGCUUUACCAUCUCCUGGACAUGGGAGUAGUCAAUUCCUGGCCGUUGUAUAGGAGAGUAGCAGAAACCAAAGGGAUUAGGAGAACUAUGAAACUCUCCGAAUUUCGAAUGGAAAUUGCUCACUGUUUGUGUCGCUCAGGUCAAACUUCAGCAAAACGUGGAAGGCCAAGUAAUGAACUCGAAAACCAAAUACAAGCUAAGAAGACAAAGGGGCCCACAGCACAUGUACCUCCACAAGAUGUAAGGCUGGAUCAAGUAGGUCACCUGCCUUCGUACUUGCAACUAAGUGUAUACACUCCGCUGCAGUUUGUAGCAGUUCUCCAUUGCGAUCAUAGAUGGCAGGACGAGCUGAAGCAGUUCGACAGUGAGCUGUGUGGACAUACUGCCAAGUGUGUGUUUUGGCGGAAUGUUGAGGCGCUGACGUAA